CGAGGCGGGUGGACCUAUGUGCUCGGGAAUCGUUUCCAAUCCCUCCUGUCUCUCCUCUUCUUUCUUCUCCUUCAACAAGCUCUCUGAAACUCCGACCCCUUAAAAACAUGGCACCCAAGAAGAUUGAACCCAAAAAGCCGGAACCCAAAAAACCAGAGCCCAAAAAAGAAGCAACGCCACCCGCUACGAAACCCGCACCGCCUCCCGAGGCCGAACCCGAACCCCCAAAAGAACCCCCGUUCGACCCGAAAAGCAUCACCAUCGAAUACACGGCGGACCAGAUCGAGGAGUUCAAAGAGGCGUUUACUUUGUUCGACCGCACGCCAACCGGGGAGAUGAAGAUCACCUUCGGCCAGUGCGGAGACGUGAUGCGAGCUUUGGGACAGAACCCGACCAACGCCGACGUGCUCAAAGUCCUGGGGAAACCGGCGCCGGAAGACAUGAGCACGAAAAUGGUGGACUUUGAGACCUUUUUGCCCAUGCUCCAACACAUCUCCAGAGCGAAAGACCAGGGGAAUUUUGAGGAUUUCGUUGAGGGGCUGAGAGUUUUUGACAAGGAGGGCAACGGAACCAUCAUGGGGGCGGAGCUGAGGCACGUCCUGGCGACGCUGGGCGAGAGGAUGACAGAGGACGAGGUGGACAGAUUGAUGGCGGGACAGGAGGACGCAAACGGGUGCAUUAAUUACAGCUCUUUUGUUAAGCAUAUUCUCUCCGGUUAGAUGGGAAACACAUCCACGGGACUUGGAACGACUUGAAGAAAUAUGGGAAAUAUGGACUGAAAAUAUAUAGAUACCACGAAGUCAGAAGCGCACGGGAAAGACGAAAUAAAAGAAUAAAUACUUUGGGAAAA
Molecule: messenger RNA, 850 nt
Organism: Periophthalmus magnuspinnatus
Lineage: Eukaryota; Metazoa; Chordata; Actinopteri; Gobiiformes; Gobiidae
Product: myosin light chain 4-like
Exons: 1
Coding region: 108-719 (203 amino acids)
Cellular component (GO): myosin II complex
Molecular function (GO): calcium ion binding
Source: RefSeq, a predicted model, not a curated record